Podarcis raffonei (Aeolian wall lizard) is the source of this 3394-nucleotide messenger RNA. It is a transcript of the gene PPP1R8, whose product is annotated as protein phosphatase 1 regulatory subunit 8. Gene Ontology annotation, molecular function: protein serine/threonine phosphatase inhibitor activity; protein binding; mRNA binding. The record is from RefSeq and is a predicted model, not a curated record. NCBI's taxonomy places the organism in Eukaryota, Metazoa, Chordata, Lepidosauria, Squamata, Lacertidae. Bases 2062 to 3099 code for a protein of 345 amino acids. Gene Ontology annotation, cellular component: nuclear speck. The transcript has 7 exons.
CCUGUGGCGCUGGAGAGCGGGAAAGGGUCACGCCGUGCAGAAGGGCCUAUAUUUCCCACGGGGAGACGGGAGCGGCAUCAUGAAGCGGGGAGUGGGCCUGGGUGCAGCAGCCCCUGCAAGCGGGGGAAGGACCGGGAAAGUGCUACGAGCCCUGGAAUGUUAUGCACCUAUAUAUAUUUAAUAUAUAUUAAAAAUCAUUUUUUUAAAACCCACGGAGGGUGCUUCUGAGCAUGGACAGAGAACGUAUUUCUUACACUGCUGUGUGGAGUUAAAAGGGCGUCUCUGAACAUGAGCAGAGUGCCGGUCUCUCAGUGAAGGGAGGGUAUUUCUGCGCCUGGAAGGCAAGGGGGAAACGACCCGUUUUAUCACUGAGCGUGCCUGUCUACUAAAACAAUUUCAUUCAGUACUGCUAAACUCGGAAAUAUGGAAGUGAGUGCUUCUAGUCAUGUUUGAUCUGCACGUUAAGCAUUUCUGGCUGUGUGCCCCUGCGCAGAGGCACAUUUUAAUCCCGUAGCUGCGAUGCUUUGGAGGAGACACAACCUUAUUGCAAAGAGGAAUGACGGUUUGUUAAGGUCUGAGUAGCAGGUCAUGUUUAUGGCUGGGGCAAUUAAGCAAAACUUGAAACCUGGGGCUCUCUGGAGUUGUGUUGAAAGAUGUACACAGUGACCUGCAUCUAAGGGAUAUAUUCUCAGUAUUGCCUAUGUGUGCUUUUCCCUGUCAGGUACUGGCCAGCACUGUGAAUUCUGUCUUUGUUGAGGUGUUUACAUGCUAAUUGCACCUAGGUGUCUAGGAAAAUUCUUUGUUUUAUUUGAGAACUAGGUCAUGCAAGUAUGUCUAAAAUUCAGAAAACUUUUUUUAAAAAAGUGUUAGUAUUGUGGGAUAGAGAAGCAAAAGAAAAUGUCUCUUUGGUGGAUUACUCCCUGCUGGAAAUGGAUCAUUCAUUUUGCUUGUUCGGUAUUCUGCUUCAAUGGGUGUUGAGCCUACUAAGCGUGUGUGUCCUGCAGUUUCUUCUUCAUACAGAAACAAUUUUCUUCUGUGGCAAUUCUAGGAGUUACGUAGGUAACUGCACCUAUGUUUUCUGGGAAUUUGUUUUUGAGUAAGAAAUUUUAUGACAAAAAGCAGUGGUCACUCUGGUCAUAGUGCUUGCCCCAGCUGUCUGAAACUAUGCUGAAGGACUGAAAGGAAAGGAUGAGUUUUUGUAGUAUAACACAUUGGAAUGCAUUUGAGUUAUAGAAUAUGCCCUUUUCAUCCCAAUACAUACAUACAUACAAAGUGACUUAGAGGUUAAGUUUCUUCCUUCCUCCAAAGCAGAAGGUGUAGUGUAAUGUGGUCUGCAACCCACUUUGCCAAAACUGUUCUUGGAAGGACAGGUUUUGAUGACAGGACUGGAAGUAUGUCAUAUAUGUUCACAGUGAAAGGAUUUUGGUAACUGCCCACAAAGGUUUAUCUUUUGGUACAGAUGUCAUGUUUCAGUUUUUGGUUAAAAAAUGAAUUAUAUAAUUAAUAUCCUUUGAGAGUCUAAUGAACACAUCUUCCAUUAUGAUGACGGGGCUGCUAAAUCAUCAGAAGAGCUCUCUGGGUUGUGACUUAGCAAAGUUUUACCUUCCGUGGUAAUUAUAGCUGGAGCUAUCCACUGUGUCACUCUUUUUUUAAUGACAGAAGGAAGAAUUAUAGUGAGUGGAAGAUAGAUGACAUAUUUUUCAUAAAAUCAAGUUCCAAUUUAUCUUUUUCUGUGGAAGGAUAUUGUAAUAUUUUCCCACCCUUGUUGUUAGAUGCUUUUUCUUCUGUCUUUAAAAACUAUUUUUCCAAAGCAGCUCACAAAACAGGAAAUAUAAAUAAAUAAAAAUUACAGUUUCGCACAGCAAAAACAGCAGUAUAAAAAUCUAAUCAGCAAAAAACCAACCAGUCCUAAAAAGCCUGACAAUAAAAACAAAUUCUAAAAGGCCAUCUAAAAAUGGGAAGGGAGUGGGCUUGUAGGAUUUCCCUGGGAAGAGAGCUGCACAGUCAUGUCACCACCACCAAGAAGGACCUUUCUCUACCCACCAAUCUGAAUUUUAACUAAUGACAGGAGGGCCUCUGAUGCUAACCUUGGGGCUCAGGGCAGGAAAGCCUCCACCCGGGUUGCACCUGGAUGUAGUCAAAGGAGACAAACUUAUUGAGAAACUGAUCAUUGAUGAAAAGAAAUACUAUCUCUUUGGGAGAAACCCUGACCUGUGCGACUUCACCAUUGAUCACCAGUCAUGCUCUCGGGUCCAUGCUGCCUUAGUCUACCACAAACACCUGAAGAGGGUUUUUCUUAUAGACCUCAACAGCACACAUGGCACGUUUUUGGGUCAUAUUCGUUUGGAGCCUCAUAAGCCACAGCAGAUUCCCAUUGACUCUACGGUUUCCUUUGGUGCCUCCACAAGGGCCUAUACUCUGAGGGAAAAACCUCAGACGUUGCCCUCUGCAGUAAAAGGAGAUGAGAAAAUGACCAGUGAGGACGACGAGCUCAAGGGUUUGCUUGGACUUCCAGAAGAGGAGACAGAAUUAGAUAACCUGACAGAAUUCAACACAGCCCAUAAUAAGAGGAUCUCCACGUUAACUAUAGAAGAAGGAAAUUUGGAUAUCCAGAGACCAAAAAGAAAACGAAAGAAUUCCAGAGUAACAUUCAGUGAUGACGACGAAAUCAUCAAUCCAGAGGAUGUGGACCCUUCUGUUGGACGCUUCAGAAACAUGGUACAGACUGCAGUUGUCCCAGUGAAGAAAAAGCGGAUGGACAACUCCGGUUCCCUGAGCGCGGAUGAGUCUGCCACGCGGCGCAUGCAGAACUUUCCCUAUAGCGGAGGAUUGUACGGCGGCUUGCCUCCCACUCACAACGAGACAGGCGCCCAGGCCCAUAGCAUUCACGGCACUGCGCUCAUUGGAGGCCUGCCAAUGCCCUAUCCUAAUCUUGCCCCGGAUGUGGACUUGACUCCGGUUGCACCCUCAACGGUCACCAUGAACCCAGCUCCAAACCCUGCUGUCUUUAAUCCCGAAGUUGUGAAUGAGCCCAAGAAGAAGAAGUAUGCAAAAGAAGCUUGGCCGGGCAAGAAACCUACCCCUUCUCUCUUGAUCUGAGGAGCAGAGCUUGAUCUGUCCUGGGAGACAGGAGCACAACCAGCCAGAGUGGACAAAAAACUCUUCCAAGUGCAGCAUCCACAGCUUUCAGAAUCGGGGUCCUAACUGUGUGUCAUAGCCAGGUUACAGGGGUAAGCUCCCCUACAAAACCAACCUCUGGAAGAACUCUACAGGCAUCUAGAAAAGAGAGGUGUUCUCCCCCCCCCCCCAUCUGCGGAACCACACUGCCUAACAGCCUUUUCUUCUUUUACUCAACCCUGGUUAUUUUUAUCCUAAGGUUAUUCAUGAAUUUAAG